Molecule: messenger RNA, 1725 nt
Organism: Metarhizium album ARSEF 1941
Lineage: Eukaryota; Fungi; Ascomycota; Sordariomycetes; Hypocreales; Clavicipitaceae
Product: Cytoskeleton-associated protein, Gly-rich domain protein
Exons: 3
Coding region: 1-1725 (574 amino acids)
Molecular function (GO): protein binding
Source: RefSeq, a predicted model, not a curated record
AUGAGCAAAGAACCUUACGUGGGCCAGCGAGUUUCCUACGGCGGCGCACUCUGCACUGUCCGCUAUGUCGGUGAGGUCGCGGGAACCACGGGCUCAUGGCUGGGCGUAGAAUGGGACGACCCGACCCGCGGGAAACACGAUGGCUCGCACAAGGGCGUGGAUCAUCCUAACAAGGUCAAUCUAGGUCUCUCGAGGUCGUCCACGGCUGCGUCCUUUGUCCGCCCUACGCGGCCCAAAGACGAUGUCCAGGGCUUCCUAUCCGCCCUCAGGGAGAAAUAUGUCUCUGACCCAGAACAGGACAAAAACGGCCAGCCGGACGCUCAAAUCAUCAUCUCUGGAACAAAGGUUGCAGAAGAAGUGGGCUUUGACAAGAUCUGGAAGAAGCUCGCACAGGUCAAAGACCUCAAGGUCGUGAUUUUGGACGGCAUGCGAAUAGCUGUUUCUCGACAGGAUGGGGAUGAUUCCAUCGCAGAGUCGUGUCCCAACAUCACGCAUGUCGAUUUGAGCAGAAACCUGUUCGAGACGAUUGGGCCAGUGGCGGAUAUUUGCGCAGAGCUAAAGACGUUGCGGAAGCUGAGCAUCGACGGCAACCGAUUCCAGGGGCUCUUGCAAGACGCGGCCCUGGACAGGCUCAGCUCUGCAUUCCGGGGCGUCGCGGAAUUAUCACUCCAAGAGACGCUGCUCACCUGGGAGGAGGUGUGUGCAAUUGCCGUCCGAUGCCCCAGCUUGAGGGACUUGAAUGCCGGCUCGAAUCAACUUACGUCCCUCGCAAAGAUGGACUACCUCUCUCUCUCGUCCACAUUAACCUCGAUAAAUCUCGAAUUCAACGAUUUCACGUGUCUGUCUGACCUUGCGAGCCUCACACGCUUGACCUCCCUGCGAAACCUCAACCUCAAGGGCAACAAUAUCGCUGCCAUCACAGCGCAUGGCGUCCCCAGCCCCGUGUUCCCUCCGUCUCUACAAUACCUCGACUUGUCGUACAACAACAUAUCCGCCUGGUCCUUUGUAGACCUUCUGCCCGCUCACUUCCCUGGCCUCAACGCGCUGCGCCUGUCACACAAUCCCGUCUACAACGCCGCCGGCAGCGACGACACGAAGGCAUCAUCCUCGGAAGAAUCACACAUGCUCACCAUAGGAAGGCUCGCCAAUCUGCAGAGUCUGAAUUACGCACAAGUCAAGGCCGCGGAUCGAACAAACGCCGAAAUGUUUUACUUGUCGCGGAUAGCGAAGCAGCUGGCUGCAGUCCCCGAAUCUGCAGAACAUACCGUCUUGGCUCAACACCCGCGGUACGGGGAGCUCUGUGCCAUCUACGGGGAACCGGACGUUGUUCGCAGGGACGAGAUUAACCCUAAUUUCUUAGAGGCGCGCCUUAUCUCGGUGACGUUUCAUCUUGAGGGAGCGGAGAAGAGGACGUGCAGGAUACCCAAGUCCUUUGACGUUUAUGCCGUCAAGGGCAUUGCGGGCAAGUUGUUUGAUUUGCCGCCGUUGAAAGUGAAACUGGUCUGGGAGACGGGGGAGUGGGAUCCCGUGGCAGGAUACGAUGACGGCGACGGGGACAGCAGCGAUGACGAGGACCUGCGUGGUGGAGAGACCGCGGCCGCGGGGGCGGAUGAAGACGUUGACGGGCGGUGGAUAGAGAGGGAGGUGGAGCUGAAGGACGGGCCUAAGCAGCUUGGAUACUGCGUUGACGGGCUAGACGUGUCUAUUCGGAUCGAGAGGCGUUGA